UGACGUGGUAACUCGGCGCUGAGCUCGGGAUCGCUGCUCGGAGAGAGAGACCGGGGACCGAGAAUCGUGCAACCAUGAACUGGAAUAAAGGUGGACCGGGAGGAGGGAAGCGGGGCUUCGGCUUCGGUGGUUUUGCCAUCGCUACCGGUAAAAAGGAGGAGCCAAAGUUACCUCAGACGUCCCACAGCGCUUUCGUUCGGGCAACGUCCUCUGGCUUUGGAGCUGGUGGAAGCUCCCAGAUGCCAUCUUUCUACAAGAUUGGUUCCAAGCGGGCUAACUUCGACGAGGAGAAUGCGUACUUUGAUGAUGAGGAGGAAGACUCCAGUAAUGUUGACCUGCCAUACAUCCCUGCUGAGAAUUCCCCCACCAGGCAGCAGCUUCACUCCAAGGGCGAAUCGGACAGCGAAGAAGAUCCACUCGAGGCCUUUAUGGCUGAAGUGGAGGAUCAGGCAGCCAGAGAUAUGAGACGACUCGAGGAGCGAGACAAAGAGAAGAAGAAUGCCAGGGGUAUUCGAGACGACAUUGAGGAAGAAGAUGAUCAGGAAGCCUAUUUCAGAUACAUGGCCGAGAAUCCGACAGCUGGACUUAUCCCAGAAGAGGAGGAAGACAAUCUUGAAUACGAUAGUGAUGGCAAUCCCAUUGCUCCUACAACCAAGCGUGUUAUUGACCCUCUGCCUCCAAUUGACCACACCUUGAUCGAGUAUCCUCCUUUUGAGAAGAACUUUUAUGAGGAACACGAGGAAAUCACCUCCCAGACUCCACAGCAGAUCGUGGAACUGCGCCACAAACUGAAUCUGAGGGUCUCUGGGGCAGCUCCACCACGUACUGGCAGCAGCUUUGCUCACUUUGGAUUUGAUGAACAAUUGAUGCAUCAAAUUCGGAAGUCAGAGUACACUCAACCAACCCCCAUCCAGUGUCAGGGAAUUCCAGUGGCAUUGAGUGGACGUGACAUGAUUGGCAUUGCAAAAACUGGAAGUGGUAAAACAGCAGCGUAUAUCUGGCCGAUGCUGGUACACAUUAUGGACCAAAAGGAACUGCAGCCUGGUGAUGGACCGAUUGCCGUCAUUGUAUGUCCCACACGUGAGCUGUGUCAACAGAUCCACAACGAAUGCAAACGGUUUGGGAAGGCAUAUAACCUGCGCUCUGUUGCGGUGUAUGGCGGUGGCAGCAUGUGGGAGCAGGCAAAGGCUCUGCAGGAAGGAACGGAGAUUGUAGUCUGCACACCGGGCCGUCUUAUUGACCAUGUGAAGAAGAAGGCAACAAAUCUCCAGCGGGUCACGUACCUGGUGUUUGAUGAAGCUGAUCGCAUGUUUGACAUGGGCUUUGAAUACCAGGUUCGAUCUGUAGCAAGCCAUGUACGGCCUGAUCGACAGACUCUCCUAUUCAGUGCCACCUUCCGCAAGAAGAUUGAGAAGCUGGCCAGAGAUAUUCUGAUAGAUCCGAUCCGUGUCGUUCAAGGAGAUAUUGGGGAGGCCAAUGAAGACAUCACUCAAGUGGUGGAGAUAUUGCCAGCAGGACCCGAUAAGUGGGCUUGGCUUACACGUAGGCUGGUUGAGUUCACCUCUACUGGAAGUGUCCUUCUCUUUGUCACAAAAAAAGCCAAUGCAGAGGAACUUGCUGCUAAUUUAAAAGUGGAGGACCACCAACUUGGCCUUCUUCAUGGAGAUAUGGACCAGAGCGAGAGGAACAAAGUUAUCACGGACUACAAGAAAAAAAACAUCCCUAUACUGGUAGCUACUGACGUAGCAGCCCGUGGUCUGGACAUUCCAUCUAUCAAGACUGUGGUCAACUAUGACGUGGCACGGGAUAUUGACACGCACACUCACCGUAUUGGUCGUACAGGAAGAGCGGGUGAGAAAGGUGUUGCCUACACACUUUUAACUCCAAAGGACAGCAAUUUUGCUGGUGACUUAGUGAGGAACCUCGAAGGCGCUAACCAGUAUGUGUCCAAGGAGCUGAUGGAUUUGGCCAUGCAGAAUUCCUGGUUCCGUAAAUCUCGCUUCAAAGCUGGAAAGGGGAAGAAAUUGAACAUUGGUGGAGGUGGCUUGGGUUAUCGAGAGAGACCUGGUCUAGGUGCAGAGACUUCGGAACGUGCUACUGGAGGAAAUGUGAUGAGUAACUAUGAAGCAUUUAAACCUACUGGGGGAGCAAUGGGUGAUCGACUGUCUGCUAUGAAGGCAGCGUUUCAGUCACAGUACAAGAAUCAUUUUGUAGCAGCCAGUUUGAGCACUCAGAAAACUGGGACUUCUACAAUUAAUUCUGGAGCAUGGACCAGUGCGGGUAGCUUAAGCUCUAUACCGAAUGUGCACCCACAGCCUCUAGCACCUCCCGCUGAAGCAUCUCCACCGCCCACCCCCAGGACCAUGCCAGGAUUUACGAGCAGUGGAACCCUCAGUAGCAUCCCGAUGUCUUACCCCUCCAUAGGAAGCUCAAACUUACUUGCAACAAGUGGGUAUAGUGCCGGCGAAGGGGCAAGUGGAAGUCGCGAAGGAAGUGAACGGGAGAGGUCUAGUGAUAGUAGAGGUCGGCAUGGAGACCGGGAGGCACAUAGGCAUGGUGGACAUAGGCACUCCAGCAGUGGGCGGCAUGGGGAGAGCUAUAAUGGAGGAGAGGGGAAAAGAGAAGGCUCUCGGGAAAGUGGAAGUGGCAGAAGAGACAGUGGAGAAGGACGUAGAGAGAGUCUCAGAGAUGAAGGACGUAGAGAGAGUCCCAGAGAUGAAGGACGUAGAGAGAGUCCCAGAGAUGAAGGACGUAGAGAGAGUCCCAGAGAUGAAGGACGUAGAGAGAGUCCCAGAGAUGAAGGACGUAGAGAGAGUCCCAGAGAUGAAGGACGUAGAGAGAGUCCCAGAGAUGAAGGACGUAGAGAGAGUCCCAGAGAUGAAGGACGUAGAGAGAGUCCCAGAGAUGAAGGACGGAGAGACAGUCCCAGAGAUGACGGAGAAUCGAAAAGAGAGGGAAAGAGUGAAAGCUUUGCAAUACCAGAACCUCCCAAGCGCAAGAAGAGUCGAUGGGACAGUUAAGUUAGCCCGGACAUCUUAUCGUGGGUUUGCCAUAAUUUACUCAAUUCUGUUUGAUUAAUUUUGUUUGCUUUUUUUUUUUUUUUUUGUAUUUACUGUUGGAGGUGACACCAUCCCUGACACUUCUGUUUUUAAUUUGAGAGAACAUAAUUUCACUCUGGACUGGUCCUUAUCUUGCGCAGAUUUGAGGGUGGGGGUCAAGUAGAUCUGUGUGCUUCUACAUGUACAGCAAAAUACAUCCAUUCAUUGCUUUGCAUUAAGUGUUUUAUGCUGCAGUCACUUGGAAACCUGCAAUGUGGGCUAUUCAGUUUCAGCUGUUCCCUGGACAUUCUCUCCAUAUUGUGUGUAUGUGCGUGUUAGAAAAUGUUUCUGUACAUAGCAAGUUUUAUCCCCCCUCCCCUCCCUCAUGUGAGAACUUGUUCAUUUCAUAGACAGAGCUUCUCAUUAAAGAAACAUGUUUUGA
Messenger RNA from Pelobates fuscus (common spadefoot toad), 3480 nucleotides. It is a transcript of the gene DDX42, whose product is annotated as DEAD-box helicase 42. The record is from RefSeq and is a predicted model, not a curated record. Lineage: Eukaryota; Metazoa; Chordata; Amphibia; Anura; Pelobatidae. The coding region runs from base 75 to 3020 and encodes 981 amino acids. The transcript is spliced from 19 exons. Gene Ontology annotation, molecular function: nucleic acid binding; RNA helicase activity; ATP binding.